Molecule: messenger RNA, 4154 nt
Organism: Hydractinia symbiolongicarpus
Lineage: Eukaryota; Metazoa; Cnidaria; Hydrozoa; Anthoathecata; Hydractiniidae
Product: E3 ubiquitin-protein ligase TRIM56-like
Exons: 5
Coding region: 2273-4012 (579 amino acids)
Molecular function (GO): protein binding
Source: RefSeq, a predicted model, not a curated record
GUGAAAGUUUUUUUCAAAAGCACAAGUUAAAACAUUUUGUAUAUUUCUGUUAAAUAGUUUUAAAAAUAUUUCCAGUACAGAUCUUACGACGUUAAGUAUCAAUUAAAUUUAACCGUUCACGUUAUACUUGGUUUGGAAAAGUAAAUUCAUUGUUUUACAGAACAGAAAGCCAUAUAUUGCAUUUGCUUUAAAUAAAGGCUGUCUGAUAAGAAGGAUAGCGUUGCAGAAAAAAACAUAACACCGAAAAAUUUCGGUCUGGAAAAUACUCGAUUGAUUGUGCUGUAAGUAAAAUAUUAUUUUGGCUUAUUAUUACUUCCUUCGUAAGUUGAUCGAAUCACUUUUGCUGAGCAAAAAAUAAAUUUUCUUUUCUUAUUAAUUGAUUACUGUUAAAAUUUUGUUUAUUCUAAGUUUAUUGUUUGGUGAUUGUGCUGAUUAUUAGAGGGGUAUACUUUUAGAUUCAUAAUCUCGAUUCUUUAUUUUUUUUUCACAAAAUAACAGUUGAAUACAUUUUAUUAGCUCGUAGUGACAUGUCACAGAAUACCAUUUCACAUUAUCUAUCGACUUUUCUUCAACACCUUAUUUGCAAUAUUUCACUUUUCAUCACUUAUAUCUUUUCAGGUCAUCUAGUUAUAUCUCAGGCUGAAAAUUUACAUGUAUAGACGAGUAUUAGAUCUAACUACCCGCGACGUGAUAAAAAAGAAAUUGAACUUUAUACGAAGUUAUAUUAUUUUUUCAAUUUUUUGAUCUUAAAAAUGAUAAUGAAGUAAAAAGAAUUUUUUUAAUAUACAACGAAAGAAAAUUGCUAUUUCGAAUUUUUUUAAUGUUAGACUCGGUCCACGAAUGCUCGAAAGUCGUUGCAGCGUUAGUUCAACCCGGAAUCUGGUAAACCCUGCACUCAAUUUUGAAUUUCAAAAUAAGAAAGUAUUAAAAAAUGUAUUUCAACUAAAAUUUUGGAUUUCUGAUUUUCAAUUAAAUUUGAAAUCAGUGGUCGUAAGGGUACAUACGUUACAUAUAUUAUGAAUUACAAGAUUUUCAAUGAUAGGAAAAUCAAGAAUACAAAUAUAGCGAAUAACAGACUAUCGUGAUUAUACUUAAAAUUAUAUGAUAACUAUAAGCUUUUAAUGACAACAAAUAACGGAGUGUCUUAAAGCUUCUACGAUGAAGAGCUUCUAAAAGAAGAUACGAGCUAUGGCAACAAGAGAGGUCUAUUAUUCCACUGUUUAAUCAGUUUUAUUACUGGACAAACGCUGGCGUGUCAUUUGUUGUUUGAGUAUUGUGAAAGAUAUUUUUGAAAACACAAGUUAGAAGAGAGAGUUUGUAUAUUUUUGGUAAAUAAUUUUAAAAAAUAAUUUGAAUUUUUACGUAAAGGGGAAUAUGUUACGACUUAAAAUAUCAAUAAACUUUAACCGUUUACUACAUACUUGGUUUGGAAAUGUAAAUUCAUUGGUUGACAGAAAGCUAUAUAUUGCAUUUGCUAAAAUAAAGGCUGUUAAUUCCAAAAGCUUAUCUGUUAUUGUGGGUGUGAUGCAAUUGCGUGUAUUCUAGGUUUUAAAUGUUUUGUGAUUAAGCUGAAUUUUGGAAGGGUAUAUUUUUAGAUUCAUAAUCUCGAUUCUUAAUUUCUUUUUUCACAAAAUAUUAGUUUAAUUCAUUUUAUUGGCUCGUAGUGAUAUGACACAAAGUACACUUUAUUUGCAAUUUCUCACUUUUUAUCACUCUGUCACAUAUGAUAACUGCUACUUGGCAUAUUUUUGUCUCAUUUUGAAAAAUUGAAAUAUAUGGAUCUUUAAUACUAUGCUAUACUAGUAGUUCUCCUCCAUGCGACAUACCAAGUAAUGUCAUGCAUCGUAAUGUAAGCAUCAAUCUAAACAAAUUGAGAAAUUGCACAAACGCUAAAUUCAAAAGCUAUGCAUCCCUGUGCAUAAAUAAUCAUGUCAUUGACAUGAAUAUCUAUGCAUGGGAAUGCAGAUAAUAUUUUAAAUUUUAUGCUGAUUCACACGAAAUUCAUUUUUUGUUCAUUUUGUAAAUUACUUGUAUAUUUUUAAACCUUACUUAACUGUGUGAAAUCACUGUAAAAGUCUCUUCUUAUCAGAAUGCGUGGUGAGGUUCGAUCUUAACAAAACUUUAAUUCCUACCGUAUGCACUGAGACGUGUAUGACGUAAAUAUCUUUAAGUGGAAAUCUACUAAUAAUAAUAAACAAUCUCACUCGUGUGGAAUAAAAAAGAUACUUGAAAUACUUUUAUUUUUAGAAUUUUUUGCAAGUUUCUCAAUAAAAUGGCUUUAUCAAAAGUUGAGCUUGCUGCAAUGUUGGAAUGCAAGAUUUGUUUGGACACUUAUCAUCAGCCUAAACAUCUAAACUGCGGACACACUUAUUGCCAAGAUUGUCUAGAAGGUAUUUUAGUGUUUAUGGAAGAUGGGAGUGCUGAACUACCUUGUCCAGUAAGAUGUACUAAAAAGACAACAAUUACUCACGAACAAACAACAUCCUCGUUAAUGACUGUGUUUACAUUAACUGGCAUUUUGGACAAAGUGUCACCUAGAGAAAAUGUAAAAUCUUUAUGUCAGCAAAGUAAAGAGUGUAACCAGAUAAUCAGCUAUUCCUGUACAACAUGCAGUUUAAAGAUCUGUGAAAAAUGUCAAAAUCUUCAUUCUUGUUCCAACAAAUCAUAUAUCAAUGUCAUUUUCAAUCAAAAAUUGAAAGAACUUCAACCAUUGUGUAAGCAACACGACUCGCUUGCAAGAUUUGUCUGUAUUGAUUGUGAAAAUUUGUUAACAUGUGCAUAUUGCACACACAGACAACAUAAGAAUCACAGAAUAAAAAAGAUUGAUGAUUUUGGUCUUGAAGCCAAAAAGUGGUUUCAAUCGUUUAUCAGCUCAUUCGAUGAAACAAAAGUGGUGUUGGAAAAGUUAACAAGAAAGUACAGUGACGCUCUAACAAAUUUAGAGAAAGAAAGAGAAGUAUUUGUUCAAAAAUUAAAAGAAAGAAAGUUAAAACGACUAGAAGAAUAUCUCAAAAUGUUAAAUAAAGAAGAAGAAGAUCUAUUGCGGAUAUUCGAUGAGAAAUCUGAAGAAUUUAAAGCAAAAUUGAUUUGUGAUGGUUUUGUCGACAAUAAGAAAGUACAAGAAUUUGCAGAUUACGUUAAAGCUUUCAAUUUAAAAUCUCAUUUUGAGUUAGUUACAGAAAAGUUGGAAAUUGAACGACAACUUCGCAAGAUAUCCUCGUUUCCAAGAACUAUCCCAACAUUCAAUUCACAUCUUCAUCAAAUGAACAAAGCAGAUAUUUUGUCAAAUCCAUUGGGCGAAAUGAAAAUUUCAAUUGAUGAAAUCACCACUGUUGGUGUAGAUCCCAAUGAAUGUUCUGUUUAUAGAAACUUGAUUGAUGAAGAUGAAACCCAACCCAACUAUUCACAAUUAACAACUGAUUUAAUGAAUUUAGUUGAAAGUCUGAAAAAGUACGAGAAACCAAAUGUAAAUCCUCAUUCUGGAAAACAACAGCAGAAUGAUGUAAAGCCAAAAGGUUUCCAGCUUGCUAAGAAGAGUUACUCUUUCGAAGAACUCGAAAAUAUCAUUAUAAAUGGUGAUGUCAAGACAUUUCAAUCAAUUCUUAUUGAUCAUCCAAGUAUCGUUAAAAUGAGAAGUGGUUAUUAUGGAACAACAUUGUUGAUGGAAGCAGCACGUUUCAAUAAACCAUCAAUAGUGAAAUGUUUGAUUGAUGCUGAUAGUGAUGUGUAUGCUGUGAAUGAAUGUAAAACGAAUGCAUAUCACUACAGUGCAUGUUAUGGUUGCCAUGAUGUUUUGAAAGUUUUAAUUAAUCAUGACGUCACAAACAUUAACAAUGUAAGCAGAGACAAUAACACACCAUUACAUUUUGCAUCUUGUGGUGGUCAUACUGAUUGUGUUAAGUUGUUGUUGUCUAUACCACAUAUUGAUGUCAAUAUACGAAACAUAUGGAACAAAACUGCUUAUGAUGUUACUUGUAAUAACACUAUCAAACGUUUAUUACAAGAACAUUAGAAAAAUUAAGAACAUUUUCAGAAAAUUAUAUUUUUUAAUUUACCUAAGCAAAUUAUUAAAGGCACAUAUCGUCUUUUUUAUUAGAACUAUAGGUUAUAGUAGAAUAGGUUUCUUAUUUAUUUAAUAAAUUUACGUUCACGAA